Condylostylus longicornis is the source of this 1340-nucleotide messenger RNA. RefSeq names its product solute carrier family 25 member 45. The record is from RefSeq and is a predicted model, not a curated record. Gene Ontology annotation, biological process: mitochondrial L-ornithine transmembrane transport. Gene Ontology annotation, cellular component: mitochondrion. Gene Ontology annotation, molecular function: high-affinity L-arginine transmembrane transporter activity. NCBI's taxonomy places the organism in Eukaryota, Metazoa, Arthropoda, Insecta, Diptera, Dolichopodidae. The transcript has 6 exons. Bases 364 to 1329 code for a protein of 321 amino acids.
UGAUGUCGUGCAAUAAAAUUAAUUUUUCGAAUAAAAUUUUGAAAUUUUAUUUAAUUUUAAUUCGGUAGACAAUAUUUUUUUUUUCCAAUUUUAAUUUUAUAGUACUUUUUUUUUCAUAAUACUUAUAAAUUUAAUUCUAAAAAAAUUUUAUAUACGGUUUUUGUCUAAAAAUACUAUAAGGUCUACAUAAAAAGGCCUUGUUCUAUCAUCAAUGUGAAAAACAUAUAAUAUCAUUGUCAAAGUAUUAGAAAAAAAAAAAAAAAAAAACAGCUAAAAUUUUAAAUUAAUUGAUUGUAAGAAUUUAGUUAUAUGUAGAAAUUUCAAAAAGUGAUACUUAAUAUUCUGAAACAAUAAUAUUUUGCAAUGGUUCCAAACGUUCUGUACGUAGAUUUUAUAGCUGGAAGUGUUGGUGGUGCGCUUGGUGUAUUAGUAAGUCAUCCUUUAGAUACAAUAAAAACAUGGCAACAAGCAUCUAAUUCACGUGUAACAAAUGCUGUGUCCAACAUAUUUAAACGGAAUAAAGGGUUUAAUGGCUUUUACAGAGGUAUGCUUUUCCCACUAGUAACAACAGGUGCCGUUAAUUCAGUUUUAUUUGGAGUAUAUGGUAAUCAUUUAAGGCAACUACAAAAAACUUGUCAUAGUGAUUUUCAAAAAGAGCAAUUAGAAUACGAACAUAUCUUUCUUGCUGGAUCUUUAGCUGGUUUUGCAUCAUGCUUUGUUGCAUGCCCCAUUGAACUUAUUAAAAUUCGAAUUCAAACUCAAUCAUAUUACAGUAAUAAUUAUUUAGUUGGGCAAAGAAAAACACCCUUUAAACUUUUUAUGAAAAUUUUAAAAUCAGAUGGAAUUCCUGGUUUAUAUAGAGGACUUUUGCCAAUGAUGUGCAGGGAUGUUUUUCCGUACGGAAUUUAUAUGUUGAUUUAUCAAAAAACAACAAAAUUUUUUGAAGACACAGUUUUUAUAAAGAGGAAACGUGAAGCAAAUAGAAUUUACAAGAAAUAUGAAAUUGAACAUGAUGAUAGAACGGAUUUUAUUGUCACAACAUUGGCUGGGGCUUGGGCUGGUAUAUUAUCAUGGGUGUGCGUGAUUCCAUUUGAUGUAGUUAAAACUUUAAUGCAAGCAAGAGAUAGCACGGUUUACCAAGGCAUUUUAGAUUGUAUAAAAACAAAUGUGAAGACCUACGGUAUGAGGAGUCUUUUCCGUGGAAGUUGGAUAUUAGUUGUUAGAGCAAUACCUUUUAAUGCGGCAACAUUUUUAGGUUAUGAAAAAAGUUUUAAAUACAUUUCUGGAACUGAACAUCAAAACAUGAUAAGCAUAAACAAUAAAUUUUAAGCAAAUAUGAA